AUGCAGCGCAGAGCAGUGCCGCGGCAAGGGGUCGGCCCGCACCCCGCACCGCGCACCCCGCACCGUGCACCCCACACUGUGCACCACACACCCUGCACCGCGCACCCCACACUGCGCACCCCGCACCCCACACCGCGCACCCCGCACCGUGCACCCCGCACCUCGCACCGUGCACCCCGCACCGCGCACCGCACACUGCGCACCGCGCACCCCGCACUGCGCACCCCGCACCGUGUACCCCACACCCCACACCGCACACCCCGCACCCCGCACCGUGCACCCCGCACCGCGCACCCCGCACCGUGCACCCCACACUGCACACCCCGCACCCCACACCGCGCACCCCGCACCGUGCACCCCGCACCUCGCACCGUGCACCCCGCACCCCACACUGCGCACCCCGCACCCCGCACCGCACACCGCACACCCCGCACCGUGCACCCCGCACUGCGCACCCCGCACCGUGCACCGCGCACCGCGUACCCCGUACCCCGCACCAUGCACCCCGCACCCCGCACUGCACACCCCGCACCCCACACCGCGCACCGCGCACCCCGCACCCCGCACUGCACACCCCGCACCCCGCACCGCGCACCCCGCACCGUGCACUGUGUACCGUGCACCCCGCACUGGGCACCCCGCACCGUGCACUGUGUACCGCGCACCCCGCACCCCGCACCGCACACGCCACACCACGCACCCCGCACCAUGCACCCCGCACCCCGCACCGCGCACCCCGCACCGUGCACUGUGUACCGUGCACCCCGCACCCCGCACUGCACACCCCGCACCGCGCACCCCGCACCGUGCACCCCGCACCCCGCACAGCAGCCGCCGCGGGCGCGCGGCUGA
Molecule: messenger RNA, 852 nt
Organism: Rhea pennata
Lineage: Eukaryota; Metazoa; Chordata; Aves; Rheiformes; Rheidae
Exons: 1
Coding region: 1-852 (283 amino acids)
Source: RefSeq, a predicted model, not a curated record